This is a messenger RNA of Colletotrichum higginsianum IMI 349063, 1575 nucleotides long. Its product is annotated as MAP kinase kinase. Bases 1 to 1575 code for a protein of 524 amino acids. Gene Ontology annotation, molecular function: protein kinase activity; ATP binding. Gene Ontology annotation, biological process: protein phosphorylation. The transcript has 4 exons. The record is from RefSeq and is a predicted model, not a curated record. Lineage: Eukaryota; Fungi; Ascomycota; Sordariomycetes; Glomerellales; Glomerellaceae.
AUGGCCGAUCAUCAAUCUUCACAGCCUCAGACAAUGGACCCUCCUCAGCAGGCACCACCGAGUAUCCCCUCCCCCGCCCUAUCCACGCCCGGAUCCGUUCCCAUGAUGAACUCGCCAGUCCCCCUACUCCGCCCUGCCAUUCCCGGUGGCAGGUCCGGCGGCGGUGCCCGAACACCUAGACUCGGUCUCGCGAUUCCUCCCUCGCCAAAUGCAAAGCCAGUCGGCGGACAGCCGCCUCAGCCUGUAAACUCGCGACCUCCCCUCCCGACUCUGCACCUGGCCACUCCAAAGGGCAGCCAGACGACACCCUACGAGCAGCCAUCGAGAGCGGCAGGCGUAGGACAGUCAGCGAGCGGUGGCAGUGAGAGCAGCGCCGCCCAUUCGAGGUCGGGCAGCUUCGGCCCUCUGGACGGCCGUGCUAGCAAUCCCACAUCAGCCGGCUCUCAAUACUCGGCGCUAUCCUUUGCUUCACAGUACGGCUUCCCAGCGAGGCCUCAAGGAACUCCGGAUCCGUCAUCCGCCGUAGGCUCCAUAUACUCUGAGCGGAGCGAAGGCGGAGUUGGCAUGGAGCGAGAUAACAGCCUGCAGGGGCUCGAGGGCUUCGACAAGCUAUCAUUGGAGCGGGGUAGAACACUGGAUGUGGAGGAGCUCGACUCGGACGGCUGGAGGGUUGCGAGUAUGGAGAACCGGAUCGAGGAGCUCGGCAGUCUCGGCGAAGGUGCCGGCGGAGCCGUUACGAAAGCCAAAUUGAAGGGUGGAAAGACCACCUUCGCCCUCAAGGUCAUCACCACAAAUCCCGAUCCCGACGUCAAGAAGCAGAUUGUGCGCGAACUGGGAUUCAACAAGGAGUGUGCAUCGGAACACAUCUGCCGCUACUAUGGCGCCUUCGAGGACUCGACGACGGGCACCAUCUCGAUCGCCAUGGAGUUCUGCGAAGGCGGCUCCCUGGACAGCAUCUACAAGGAGGUGAAGAAGCUCGGCGGCCGUACCGGCGAGAAAGUUCUGGGCAAGAUCUCGGAGGGUGUGCUCCGCGGACUGACGUACCUGCACGGUAUGCGUAUUAUUCAUCGAGAUAUCAAGCCGUCCAACAUCCUGCUCUGCAGGAACGGAGAUGUCAAACUCUGCGACUUUGGUGUUUCGGGCGACUUUGGCACCAAGGGAGAGGCAAACACCUUCAUCGGCACCAGCUACUACAUGGCCCCCGAGCGUAUCACCGGCCAGUCGUACACCAUCACUUCCGACGUCUGGUCAACAGGCGUCACUCUGCUGGAGGUGGCGCAACACCGGUUCCCGUUCCCGGCCGACGGUACCGAGAUGCAACCGCGAGCCGGAUUGAUCGACCUCCUAACCUACAUCGUCCGGCAACCGAUACCGAAGCUCAAGGAUGAACCCGAUGCCAACAUUUUUUGGAGCGACAACUUCAAGUACUUUAUCGAGUGCUGUCUCGAGAAGGAGUCUACUCGAAGAGCAAGCCCCUGGAGGAUGCUCGAGCAUCCGUGGAUGGUUGAGAUGCGGUCGAAACGUGUCAACAUGGCGAAAUAUCUCGCCCAGGUUUGGGGUUGGGACACCAAAUAA